UGAAAUACAAAUGGAGAGUGAAACCGCGAGUUGCAACGUCGGUCUCAAAAGUAUUCACGAGGGUGUCACUCCAUGCGUGAUAUACUUGUCCUCACCUACUCAUCGGAAGGUGGGAAAAGGAAAAUUGUACAAUACUUCGGGAGAAGUAUUGCACAAUACUCCGAUCCUUGCGGGUCAUGUCAAAGUAUCACCUAUUGUUGCUUUCGAACCAACAGCACCGUUGCCAAUACCGGACAACGAUGGAGAUAUGCAGUUAUUAGGCGAAGCUAUUGGAAGUUACGCGGCAUGGCCUACACAUCUUGUUGCCCUCGAUAAGAUCCAAUUAAAUAAACCACCCGUACAGCCAAAAAAAGCCAUCAAACCUCAAAAAUUGGAGGCUAAUAGAGCUUGCAAACUACAAAGGCUAGAGGAUAAUAAAGCUGCCAAAGUUGCAGCAAGAACACUAGAUCGGGGAAAAUCAGUCGCUGCUGCUGCUGCUCCUAAAAUAAGUCAGCCAUGCCUUGCUAAUUACGGGCGUGUCUUGACAUCCAAGUAAAACGGAACAUGGGCAACAACGACGAUUCGCGCAUCAUACCCAUGAAUAAAGCUAUAUUCGGAGAUGAGUAUGAUGAAUUUCUCGAAAAGGAGCACAUUUACGAACUUCUCAACCAUAAGGAGCUUAGUG
Molecule: messenger RNA, 664 nt
Organism: Cicer arietinum (chickpea)
Lineage: Eukaryota; Viridiplantae; Streptophyta; Magnoliopsida; Fabales; Fabaceae
Source: RefSeq, a predicted model, not a curated record